GUUGUUGCUCCAAGCCUGCUGCGGCCAUACCUGUCGGGGAGCAGCAACAGCAGCAGCGAGUUGAGGCAGCGGCUAACUCCUUGCAGCAGCAAAAGCGGCUGUUCACGAGUUACCUGCUGUGGCUGAAUCCUGUGUUUCCGGCGCAUCACUUGUACCUGGACCGACUGGCACAUGCGUUGAUUGCCUUUUGGACCCUGAACUUUUUGGGAGUUGGUUGGGUCGUAGACGGCUUUCUAAUGCGCUGCUACGUUCGUGGCUUUAACAGCCAGCGGUGCUCUCCAGAUGCCCCUUACGAUGGCAGCCGAAGGAAACUUCUGUGCCAUUUGCCUUUGUGUUUUGUGGGCAUGUUGAUGCUGGGGCUCACUACAAUAGUGUACAUCCCCACCAUUUUGCACCACUUCCAGGUGGUUGACAUUGACCGCAUUGCAGCGCAAACACAGGUCAACCCUUAUGAGCUUCUAGAGAUUUCGCAAUCAGCCUCCUUACAAGAGGCGAAAGCAGCUUACCGAAGUAAGAGUUUGCAGUGGCAUCCAGAUCGCAACCCAGGGUGUGGCAAAGAGUGCGACGACAAGAUGUCUGAGAUCACCAAGGCUUAUGAUCUGAUCAAGAGACGUCGCGCACCGGCACCGCCGGACCGGACAUGGGAAGGUUGGCUCCAGGGGAUUGCGCAAGACUGGAAGCAUAUCUUCGAGGUCCUUGGGCAAGACAAAGGAGGGAAGACCGAGGAGAAGUCGGAGUGA
Molecule: messenger RNA, 740 nt
Organism: Symbiodinium pilosum
Lineage: Eukaryota; Dinophyceae; Suessiales; Symbiodiniaceae
Source: the annotation of a GenBank genome assembly